Molecule: messenger RNA, 1368 nt
Organism: Striga asiatica
Lineage: Eukaryota; Viridiplantae; Streptophyta; Magnoliopsida; Lamiales; Orobanchaceae
Source: the annotation of a GenBank genome assembly
CUUGACUGCAGUUCCGUUUCAGAGCCCGCAUCAAUGAACAGGCGUUAAACCGCAACGCCACUAUAAUAAGGCACCCACAUUAUUCGUUUUUCUUCCUUCACUCUCUAUCCCUCUCCUUAUAAACUUGAUUCAGACGAAAAACUCAAAAAGUAGAAAAGCAAAACCACCGAGAUUGGAAAUAGUGAGAGGGGAAAUAUGGCAAACCUCCCUCCGUCGCUGAAUUUGAAGGCUGCCCCUUUUGAGGGUAGCAGCAGCUCCUCCGCGGCGGCGGCCGCUGCCGCUGUCAAUAAGGAUCGGAGAAUGCAAUCGGCCGAGCAGCUGGUUCUCGAUCUCUGCAGCCCCGAUCUCCGGGAAAACGCGCUCCUGGAGCUAUCCAAGAAGAGAGAGCUGUUUCAAGACUUGGCUCCACUGCUGUGGAAUUCCUUUGGUACAAUUGCUGCUCUUCUUCAGGAAAUAGUCUCAAUUUACCCAGUAUUAUCCCCACCAAACCUAACUCCUGCACAAUCAAACAGAGUUUGCAAUGCUCUCGCUCUGCUUCAGUGUGUGGCCUCACAUCCAGACACAAGAAUGUUGUUCCUCAAUGCCCACAUUCCUCUCUACCUAUAUCCUUUUCUUAAUACAACGAGCAAAUCAAGGCCUUUCGAGUAUUUGAGGCUUACAAGUUUAGGCGUUAUAGGUGCUUUAGUCAAGGUGGACGACACUGAAGUUAUCAGUUUCCUUCUUUCUACUGAAAUCAUUCCCUUAUGCCUGCGCACAAUGGAGAUGGGAAGUGAAUUGUCCAAGACAGUAGCAACAUUCAUUGUGCAGAAAAUUUUGCUUGAUGAUGUGGGCUUAGAGUAUAUAUGCACCACAGCCGAGCGAUUCUUUGCUGUAGGUAGAGUGCUGGGGAACAUGGUUGCUGCACUUGCUGAGCAGUCUUCUUCCCGUCUUUUGAAGCACAUUAUCAGAUGCUACCUUCGAUUGUCUGAUAAUCCUAGAGCUUGCGAUGCUUUGAGAAGCUGUCUGCCUGACAUUCUCAGAGAUGCAACAUUUAGUAGCUGCCUCCGUGAAGAUCCAACUACGAGAAGGUGGUUACAACAGUUGCUUCACAAUGUGCAAGGGCCUAGAGUUGCUGCCAUGCAAGCUGCGGGUGGAUUUGAUCAUAUGAUGUGGAAGGCCCAACUUCUCGAAGUUCAGUUUCUCACUUUCAAUGUGCCAAGCGUUGCGCUGCUUGAUGCUCUGAUCGAAAACAAAUCAGUGGGGCCAUGCCGGCUCGACUAUAAAUCCGAGGUUCAAAGAUCUCGACUAAAAGGAGAGGAGACGAAGGAGAAGAGGACAUGUUCAAUAGNGAUUUGUUGUAAAAGUAAGAAGGAUAAUGUGAAGGAAUAG